GAUACAAAACCUGGGCAGGGAAGAUCGCUAAAUGCGCCUGAUUCCACCCCAACCACGGGAGAGAAGCAGCUAGAACUGCGGCUGUGUGAGCUUUUGCUGGACAUUGAAGAGCGCAUCUACCAGGGUAGUCUUGGUACUGUAAAGGCGCCAGAUAGGCAGCUGUGGAGGGCAGCUCUGGAUAAUCGUUCUUAUGAACUCUUAGUUGAAGAACCAAAGGACAAAUUCCUAAAAGUUGAAGACAAUGAAGUGGAGGAGAUGGAAGUCGAUGGCAAGCAAAACAUUAAAGAUGGGUUACAAGGUAUGAAAAAUGAGGAUCCAAGUGUUCCAUCUACAAAUGCCAGCACCCCUCAGCCAGCAGCUACUUCAGUACAGCAUCUGGCCCGAGCAUUACUACAGAUACAGCAAGGCGUGGAACGCAAGUACUUAAAGGCUCCACUUGUAGAUACUAGUGAAAGUGGUCGCAUUCAAAGGACAGUACUAGAUCGAUGGCGUGAAUCAUUACAGUCAUCUGGUAGCUUUUCACAGAUUUUCCUUCAUUUGGCUACUUUGGACCGCAGCAUCUUGUGGUCACGCUCCAUUCUGAACUUCAGGUGUAAGGUGUGCCGUAAGAAGGGAGAUAGCGAGAGUAUGUUCCUGUGUGACGGCUGCGAGAGAGGGCACCAUAUCUACUGUGUACGACCCAAACUGAAGUUUAUUCCUGAUGGCGACUGGUUCUGUCCUGAGUGCCGACCUAGAAGACGAGCCCGCAAGCCUGGUCGACCAAGGCGCUCCAUGGAUAGUGAUGUGGAAGAGGAGGAUUUUGCAGAAGAAGAGGAGUUGCAGAGAGAUUCUGAGAAGGAUGGGGAAGAGGAGACAGUUCUGUUUGAGGAAGAAAAUUUUAUAUCUUUUUCUUUUAGUACAAAAAAGAAAAGCAAAGCCAAAUUAAAGUUACCUUUAAAGAUUAAAGGACGCAAAUCUACUGGAAAGCCUGGACCUAAGAAACAGUCUGGGAAGUCACCGAAAAGCCAGCAAGGUACUCCAAAAACUACUCCACCUGCUUCAAAGGGCAGAGGAAGAAAAGCAAAUUCUGCCCCUCCACAAGAGAAGAAAGGAGGAGCUCGGCAUUCUGUGCACACUUCCCAGCCCAGUGCUGAGGGCCAUGAGACAUCUCUGGUGGAGUUGGUAUCUGCAUCAGGCCAUGGACGGGGUAGAGGGAGAGGAAAGAAAAUAAAAUCUGUUGAUAACACCCCAGUGGGCAGCCCUUUUGCCUUUCGUCCAUUUAGUUUGGAUACUGUUGAACAGACACCUAAAGGACCAAAGGAACAAUUUGAGAAUGUUACACCUACUCGGAAAGGCAGAGGAAGGGGCAAAAAGCGAUCACCAGAAAUCUCUUCAAGUGAUCCAGGAAACAGGAGAAGCUCUGGUCGAAAUCAAGGUGUACAUGAGUUAUCUGCUUGUGAACAGUUGGUGGUAGAGUUAGUAAGGAACGAAGACAGCUGGCCUUUUAUGAGACUGGUUUCCAAAGCCCAGGUUCCAGAUUACUUUGACAUUAUCCAGAAACCCAUUGCCUUAAAUAUCAUCCGCGAGAAAGUGAACAAAUGUGAAUACAGUUCUGCAACUGAAUUUAUAGAAGAUGUUCAGUUAAUGUUCCGCAACUGCUUUGAAUAUAACCAACUCGACAGCAAUGAGGCCAAAGCAGGACUCCGGUUGCAAUCCUUUUUUGUCAACGAGGCUCAGAAACUUGGCCUAGAAGUUUCUUGUAGCAAGCCGAUUAUUCCUUCUGGACCCUCCAAAAAGUCACGCAUCUGA
Molecule: messenger RNA, 1788 nt
Organism: Staurois parvus
Lineage: Eukaryota; Metazoa; Chordata; Amphibia; Anura; Ranidae
Source: the annotation of a GenBank genome assembly